CAGUCGUGUUCUCGUCGGUGUUCGUGACGUUCACUUGACGGGUGACGUGCACGCACACGCUUGUAUAAAGACGCCAGUGGUGGUCGCUUGGCGGUACUUGGCGAGCUAUUGGUCAGUUGGAGUUAACGUGAAGCGUUCUCUCAGUUCAUACUAGAACGACGAGUUGAAUUGUGCGACUUCGACGGCAACAUGGGGCCGGUGAACCCAGACCUUCGACGAGAGCGUGAAAGAUGCAGCUUCGACCCUAUGGAGCUCACGCACUUCUGGGACGGCAGUCACGAGAAGACAUUGCAGCGACGUGAACGAGAGAACUUCUUCCUCAGUGACCCGGUGUUGCGCGACGAGAUACCGGCGAAGUAUAAGAGUCACAAGGAGAUCUACGAAGAAGCGAUAAUGAAAGGAUGUAGAGUGAUCGAGAAGGUGCAACAGCUGCAAGAAUCGGGAAAAGGCGGCAUGGAUGUUUUCUCACAAAUUUUAGGAGGCAUGUUAGGCUCGGCAAUACUGAAAGACGGAAACCCAUUAACAUUGCACUAUGUGAUGUUCAUACCGGCUAUCAUGGGACAGGGCACCGUUGAACAGCAAGGCUACUGGAUAUCCCGUGCUUGGAGUUGCAACAUCAUUGGUACUUAUGCACAGACGGAGCUCGGUCAUGGCACGUUCAUUAGAGGUCUAGAGACUACGGCGACUUACGAUCCGGGGACCAAAGAGUUCGUAUUGAACAGCCCCACUUUGACGUCGUACAAAUGGUGGCCCGGUGGUUUGGGUCAAACAGCAAAUUAUGCGGUAGUGGUGGCGCAGUUGUAUACAAAGGGAGAAUGCAGAGGCAUACAUCCAUUCGUUGUGCAGCUCAGGGAUGAGAAUACUCACGAGCCUUUACCAGGUAUUAAGAUCGGUGAAAUCGGCACCAAGUUAGGAAUGAACGCUACCAACAAUGGCUUUCUCGGUUUCGACAACGUCAGAAUACCGCGCGAGAAUAUGCUGAUGAAGAACUCCCAGGUACUCGAAGACGGUACGUACGUGAAAGCGCCCAGCGACAAACUCACAUAUGGUACGAUGAUGUUUGUGCGCGUGUUACUGGUGCGCGACAUCGCCAGCUACUUGUCGAAGGCGGUAACGAUAGCGAUUAGAUACAGCGCUGUGAGGCGACAGAGCCAAAUAAAACCCGAUGAGCCGGAGCCGCAAAUUAUGGAUUAUGUGACACAACAAUACAAACUGUUCCCCAAUCUUGCUGCGUGCUACGCGUUCCGGAUUUCGGCUGACUGGAUCUGGGAGAUGUACAACAAUGUUACGGCCGAGUUGGAUCAGGGAGAACUGGAAAGACUUCCUGAGUUACACGCUUUGGCGUGCUGCUUGAAGGCCGUCGCGUCGUCAGACGCGGCUACUGGCAUCGAGCAAUUGCGGCUGGCAUGUGGUGGCCACGGUUACAUGGAUGCGAGCAACCUGCCAGCGACUUACGGUUUAGUGACCGCCACUUGCACUUACGAAGGUGAAAACACGGUUUUGCUGUUGCAAACUGCCCGUUAUCUAGUGAAAGCUUGGAAGCAGGCCGUCAGCGGUCAACGAUUGCCGCUGACUGUGGAGUAUCUGGGCGUCCUCUCGCGCAGAAUGAAGUUACACCCUUGGAAUAAUACGUUGGCGUGUAUUGUGACUGCGCAUCAAGCGGUCGCUGCUGGCAAGAUUCGUCUGGCGACGGAGAACAUGGAUCGCAGAAUACGUAGCGGCGUAUCGCCGGAGGACGCAUGGAAUCAGACCAGCAUUGAAUUGGCGCACUGCGCCGAUUCCCAUUGUCGAGCUUUCAUAGUAAUGCGAUUCGUCGAAACUGCCAGGAACUUGACAUCCUUGUCCAAGGAAUGUCAUCAGGUUUUUAUGCAGCUAUGUGAAUUGUACUCGAUAUACUGGGUCCUACAGCGACUCGGUGACUUUCUGCGAUUUUCCUGUCUGAAUAUUGAAGACGUACCAGUAUUGCAGGCGCGCUUCGAGGAGAUGCUCGCCGCGAUCCGUCCAAACGCCGUCGGUAUCGUUGAUGGAUUUGAUAUUCGAGACGAGAUCCUUGCGUCCGCGCUUGGCGCGUACGACGGCAAUGUGUACGAGCGUCUCUUCGAUGAGGCGAUGAAGAGCCCGUUGAAUCAGGAGAACGUGAACCAAUCCUUCCACAAAUACCUCAAGCCUUUUCUUAAGAGUAAUUUAUAAUAUCGCGUUUACGUAAGAUAGCCAAUCGUACACGCACACACAACACACUUGAGCAAAAGAGGAUUAUAUUUUAUAUAUAAUUAUUUUACAUAUAUAAUUAUAUAAAAUUAUAUGUAAUUAAAUAUGAUCACUUUUUCUUCAACAUACAUUUACACAUAGCAAAAAGAUAAAAGUUGCUUGUGAAAUAUUCUUUGUUUAUAUGGAAAUUUAUACUAUAAAACGCAGGGAAGAAUUAUUUGCAUAGUUUGCAAUAUAUUUCGCACGAUCCCUAACGAUUAUGUCGAGACGUGUGCGAACUACAUAAACAUUUCCAAAUUAUAAUUGCGUUUCAACUGGAGUUAUAAAUCCGGAAUAAGAAUAAAACUUCAAGUGCGCACCGGUUCGUGAUUAUUUUACAGCAUGACGCCAAUCAUUCCCGCAAAAUAUAUCAUUGCCAUUUUAGUCACGCGUUGUCCAUGGAAUUAUUAUUAUACGCCGAGAUGCAAUUUUCUACAACGUCAUUUUAACGCGCGUGUGAGGAAUCUACGGUGAGGAAUGUCCCGUUUGUUCGUUUCCAUUAGACGGCAUUCGAGGUAGCAUUGUGCGAGGUGCCCGAUCUCGUUGCGCACAAAAUACUUUGCGCGUCUUCACAGAAAAGGGCUAAUAUAUUUUCGAUAGCGUUUUAUAAAGUGUAUUAUAUAAAACGAUAUAUAUAAAAACGGGAGAGAAAGAAGGCGAGCACGAAAUUUUACGAAGUGACGAAAUUGCCGUCGAAUGCGACAGAGCGGGAGGAACUUCCGUGAAUUCGUUCGUUGUCUUCUGCAGCGCUGAAUACAGUCUUCGAAUUUUGUAUUUGCUGCUUUGUAUUUUACCUGUGUGUGUGUCGCGCGUGCACAUAUACACAUACCUACGGUGAUGUAUCCCGAGGGCGCUAUCGUGCUAUGUAAAAUCGAGAUGUAAGAUUUAGUACGAAUAAAGCCAGAUAAUCAUCUUCCCUCGUUA
Molecule: messenger RNA, 3171 nt
Organism: Dinoponera quadriceps
Lineage: Eukaryota; Metazoa; Arthropoda; Insecta; Hymenoptera; Formicidae
Gene: ACOX1
Product: probable peroxisomal acyl-coenzyme A oxidase 1
Exons: 11
Coding region: 190-2190 (666 amino acids)
Biological process (GO): lipid homeostasis; fatty acid beta-oxidation using acyl-CoA oxidase
Cellular component (GO): peroxisome
Molecular function (GO): FAD binding; acyl-CoA oxidase activity; fatty acid binding
Source: RefSeq, a predicted model, not a curated record